UUUUUUAUACAAAAGUUUUAAUGUGACUUAAAAUGAAAUCCAAUACGUCUUACAUAAUAAAAGUGUUGAUUUUAAUUGCAAUUUACUGUAAUUCAGUAAAUGCUGUUAAAUUAAAAGGAGUUACAGUGGAAGUCACGCCUUAUGUCUAUGUAAUGAAUAAUGAAUUUUACGGCUAUUGUGUGGAUGUUAUGAAUGCAAUCGCAGAGAUAUCGGGCUUUAACUAUAGCUUAUACAGAGCUCCCGAUGGAAAACACGGUGAAGUGUCGCCCACCGGUGCUAUCAAUGGCAUCAUGAAUGAGGUUUACUAUGGAGCGGCCGACUUUGGUUUGGCUUCGUUGACGGUAUCGGAGUCGCGGAAACGAUACGUGGAUUUCAGUAAACCUAUUAUGAACUUAAGUGUGUCGGCACUGAUCCACACGACAAACGCCGAGUACAUCGAGACGUUCCGCGAUCUUCCCCGACAGACACGCAUCACA
Molecule: messenger RNA, 476 nt
Organism: Medioppia subpectinata
Lineage: Eukaryota; Metazoa; Arthropoda; Arachnida; Sarcoptiformes; Oppiidae
Source: the annotation of a GenBank genome assembly